AUGGGGCUGCCCACCCUGGAGUUCAGCGACUCCUACUUGGACAGUCCGGAUUUCAGGGAGAGGCUGAAAUGCCACGAAGUGGAGCUGGAGAGGACCAACAAGUUCAUCAAGGAGCUGAUCAAGGACGGCGGCUUCCUGAUCGGGGCCCUCCGGAAUCUCUCAAUGGCUGUACAAAAAUUUUCACAGUCGCUUCAAGAUUUUCAGUUUGAGUGCAUUGGAGAUGCUGAAACAGAUGACGAAAUUAGCAUUGCCCAGUCAUUGAAGGAAUUUGCCCGGUUAUUGAUUGCAGUGGAAGAGGAGAGAAGACGUUUGAUCCAGAAUGCCAACGAUGUUUUAAUAGCACCACUGGAGAAGUUUCGUAAAGAGCAGAUAGGGGCAGCCAAAGAAGGAAAGAAGAAGUUUGACAAAGAAAGUGAAAAAUACUAUUCUACUCUAGAGAAGCACUUGAAUUUGUCGGCAAAGAAGAAAGAAUCACACCUGCAAGAUGCAGACUCCCAGAUCGACCGAGAACAUCAAAAUUUUUAUGAAGCAUCUUUAGAAUAUGUCUUUAAAAUCCAAGAAGUUCAAGAGAGAAAGAAGUUUGAGUUCGUAGAGCCGCUUUUGGCAUUUCUUCAGGGAUUAUUUACUUUUUACCAUGAGGGAUACGAGCUGGCCCAGGAGUUUGCACCAUACAAGCAGCAGCUUCAGUUCAAUUUACAGAACACACGGAAUAAUUUUGAAAGCACCAGACAGGAAGUCGAACGACUGAUGCAGAGAAUGAAGUCAGCCAGCCAGGAUUACAGGCCGCCAAGCCAGUGGACAAUGGAAGGCUAUCUCUACAUUCAAGAGAAACGACCUCUUGGAUUCACCUGGAUAAAACAUUACUGCACUUACGACAAAGGGACAAAAACAUUCACAAUGAGUAUUUCUGAAGCAAAGUCUGGGGGGAAAGUAAAUGGUCUUGUACCAAGUGCACCAGAAAUGUUCAAGUUGAAAUCUUGCAUCCGGAGGAAGACAGAUUCCAUUGACAAACGUUUCUGUUUUGAUAUUGAAGUAGUCGAAAGACAUGGGAUUAUUACACUUCAGGCUUUUUCUGAAUCCAACAGGAAGCUCUGGCUGGAAGCUAUGGAUGGGAAAGAACCAAUUUACACUUUGCCGGCUAUUAUUAGUAAAAAAGAAGAAAUGUUCCUAAAUGAAGCUGGUUUUAACUUCGUUAGAAAGUGCAUCCAUGCUGUGGAAACGAGAGGGAUCACAAUCUUGGGGUUGUACAGAAUAGGUGGUGUGAAUUCCAAAGUUCAGAAGCUGAUGAAUACCACAUUUUCUGCUAAAUCUCCUCCUGACAUAGACAUUGAUUUGGAAGUUUGGGACAAUAAAACUAUCACGAGUGGGCUAAAGAACUACCUCAGGUGUCUUGCUGAGCCGCUGAUGACCUACAAGUUGCACAAGGAUUUCAUUGUUGCAGUUAAGUCCGAUGACCAAAAUUACAGAGUGGAAGCGGUGCAUGCGCUUGUUCACAAACUGCCGGAGAAGAACCGAGAGAUGCUGGACAUCCUCAUCAAGCACUUGGUCAAGGUAUCACUACACAGUCAGCAAAACCUCAUGACUGUUUCCAACCUCGGAGUUAUAUUUGGCCCCACGCUGAUGAGAGCCCAAGAGGAGACUGUGGCUGCUAUGAUGAAUAUCAAGUUUCAGAAUAUUGUGGUCGAAAUUCUCAUUGAGCAUUAUGAGAAGAUAUUUCAUACGGCCCCGGAUCCCAACAUCCCUCUUCCUCAGCCUCAGUCUCGAUCAGGGUCAAGAAGGACAAGAGCAAUCUGCCUCUCCACAGGCCCCCGCAAGCCCAGAGGACGAUACACCCCAUGCCUUGCUGACCCAGAUAGUGACUCGUACAGUAGCAGUCCAGACAGCACCCCCAUGGGCAGCAUCGAAUCACUGUCCUCUCACUCGUCAGAACAAAACAGCACGACCAAAUCCACAUCUUCCCAACCCAGGGAGAAAGCGGGAGGAGUUCCAUGGAUCGCCUCAUCCCCUUCUUCCAACGGGCAGAAGAAUUCGGGCCUUUGGACCACCAGUCCCGAAUCCUCCUCAAAGGAGGAUGCAGCAAAAACGGACGUAGAAUCUGACUGUCAAAGCGUUGCCUCCAUCACUGGUCCGGAGAAUGCAUCUCCGCCAACAGACCUGGCCAAAAAAGGACUAUAUAGUCUCUCUGGGCUGAAAAGGUCAACAGCUUCGUCCGUCAGGUCAAUCCCUUCUGCUGAAGGUAACAAAAGCUGCAGCGGUUCGGUACAGAGCUUAGCUUCUCUAGACGGCCGAGAGACCCCAAAGGCCCUGGCGAACCCAGAUCUGCCGCCCAAGAUGUGCCGAAGACUGCGAUUAGACACGACAUCGAGUAAUGGCUAUCAGAGGCCAGGGUCUGUGGUGGCGGCCAAGGCCCAGCUGUUUGAAAGUGGUGGCUCACUGAAGCAGGCCUCCUCAGGAAGGCAAGCCAAGGCGAUGUAUUCCUGCAAAGCUGAGCAUAGCCAUGAACUCUCUUUCCCUCAGGGGGCAAUAUUUUCUAAUGUAUAUCCAUCAGUGGAACCAGGAUGGUUAAAAGCAACCUAUGAAGGCAAAACGGGACUCGUUCCAGAGAAUUACGUUGUCUUUCUCUAGUAAUAGUUUAGCAGACAGCAGUAUCUUCAUGGUAUCCAUGGUAACAAGCAAUAAGCACUAUGAUUUUUUCAAUCUGACACAGAUACGGGGAUCUGCCAGUUAGCCCCUGUGUGUGGUUGAUCUACAACGACUUCUGCAGCAGCAGAUUAUGUAGCUCCUUACAAGCUGAACAGAA
Euleptes europaea (tarantolino) is the source of this 2800-nucleotide messenger RNA. It is a transcript of the gene ARHGAP42, whose product is annotated as Rho GTPase activating protein 42. NCBI's taxonomy places the organism in Eukaryota, Metazoa, Chordata, Lepidosauria, Squamata, Sphaerodactylidae. The transcript is spliced from 24 exons. Gene Ontology annotation, biological process: signal transduction. The coding region runs from base 1 to 2625 and encodes 874 amino acids. Gene Ontology annotation, cellular component: cytoplasm. The record is from RefSeq and is a predicted model, not a curated record. Gene Ontology annotation, molecular function: GTPase activator activity; protein binding.